AUGCUUCUGGACAAGAAUGUCAUUCAUGAAACGCAUUAUGAGGUUCUCAAUGUCAAGGAAGAUUCAAGUUAUGAAGAAAUCCGUGCUAGUUACCGCUCCGCCAUACUCAGUUUACAUCCUGAUAAGCUAUUGAAAUCUUCUGAUGCAUCCGGCAGCAAUCAAAUUAGUGGAGAUAGAUUUCUCAAAGUACAAAAGGCAUGGGAAGUUCUUGGCGAUUCAAGCUCUCGUUUAUUUUAUGAUAAUGAGCUUCGAAGUUCAAGGCGUGAUGUCUCGGCUGUUGAUGUUGCAGAAGAUUUAAGCUUAGAGGAUAUGAUGGCUGAAGAUGACGGAGAAGCAUUAGAACUGUUUUAUCAGUGCAGAUGUGGAGAUUACUUCUCUAUAGACUCAUUGGAAUUGCAAAAAAUGGGGUAUUCCUUGUUGAGGGAUGAAAGUAGAAUAUCUAUAUUGAACAAUAAUUCUUUGCUGGGAUCACUUAUUCUUCCCUGCAGAUCAUGUUCUCUAAAAGCUCGUCUGGUAAUCAAUAUGGAUGGACAUUGA
This is a messenger RNA of Arachis ipaensis, 537 nucleotides long. Lineage: Eukaryota; Viridiplantae; Streptophyta; Magnoliopsida; Fabales; Fabaceae. The record is from RefSeq and is a predicted model, not a curated record.